AUGGGUAAUAAGCUGGGACUGAAAUCUAAUUUUAAAAACUCCCAAACCCAACAUACCGGUGCCCUAACCUUCAAGAAAGGGGAGAACCUGGAGGUUUCAGACCUAAACGAUCCCGACCGGUGGAAAGUUCGACGAUCUGAGACAGGUAUGACAUUUCGUGACAUGAGGGAACAGGUGUGGACCCAUAAGUACCGACUACUCAAACCUCUAUGGGGGGAGUGUCCCGAUUCGUACUACAAUACGAUGCUUAAGUGCUGGCAUGAAGUGCCCGAAAAUAGGCCUACCUUUGAGUACUUGUGCCACUACUUCGAGGACUACUUCGUGGACACUGAGAGACAGUACCUCAAAGCAGAUGAUAACGAAUAGGACAUGGAUGAAAAAAUAAAUUAUGUAU
Oppiella nova is the source of this 394-nucleotide messenger RNA. The record is from the annotation of a GenBank genome assembly. Lineage: Eukaryota; Metazoa; Arthropoda; Arachnida; Sarcoptiformes; Oppiidae.